Engraulis encrasicolus (European anchovy) is the source of this 2512-nucleotide messenger RNA. RefSeq names its product saxiphilin (gene sxph). The record is from RefSeq and is a predicted model, not a curated record. Lineage: Eukaryota; Metazoa; Chordata; Actinopteri; Clupeiformes; Engraulidae. Gene Ontology annotation, cellular component: recycling endosome; plasma membrane; early endosome. Bases 254 to 2461 code for a protein of 735 amino acids. The transcript has 17 exons. Gene Ontology annotation, biological process: iron ion transport.
GUCCGCGUGACAAAAAGGGUUUAAUGCUUUCCAGAUGCACCCAAUCUAGAAGUCUGCGACGCAAGAGUAUGAGGAUAUACACUUUCAAUAUUUUUUAAUCGCGCCAGAAGAGAUAUACGCGCCCUCUGUUCAGGUCCAGGAGGAUAUGGUCAGGCGCCGAUUUUUUGGUCGAGUCUUUAUGAGACUCCAUGUCUCUUGCAGUGCCUAAACUACGAUCGUAGCCGCUGUGCUCACUCACUUUCCUCCGGACACCAUGAUGAAAACUGCAUCUGUUAUUGUAAUCAUCAUCAUAUGUGCUUCUCAGACAACGGGUAAGAAGACGAGGUGGUGCACUGUGUCUGAGGUCGAGCAGAGAAAGUGUGCGGAACUGUCCAAAGCUUUAGUGGCUGUUUUGCCUCCAGCGGCUGUGGCUGCGUUUGCCAGGCUGUCCUGCGUCAGGGCCUCUGGCACGGCAGACUGUAUCGACAAAAUUAGGGCCAAUCGUGCCGACAUUGUGACAUUGGAUGCAGGAGAGGUUUACACUGCAGUUAAGCAGUUCGGCCUCACUGCUGUGGCUAAAGAAAUCUACGAGGAUGGUGGCUGUAUCCUGGCGGUGGCGGUGGUGAGGAACAGCAGUGAGGGCGAGGGCCUGGAUAUGCGCUCUCUGCAGGGGCGCAGGAGCUGCCACAGUGGGGCGCGCUGGACCGCCGGCUGGAGCCUCCCCCUGGGGCACCUCAUGUCCCGAAACCUGCUGCCCUGGGCAGAGGAGGAGCCCUUUAGCCAUGCGGUGAGUCACUUCUUCAGUGGCAGCUGUGUGCCUGGGGCGGCCUCCCUGACGCCCAAGCUCUGUGGCCUGUGCCAAGGGCAAAGGUCAUAUGUUCGCCACCGCAACUUCCACUGCGAAACGUCUCAUAGCGAACCCUUCUACAACAAUGAAGGAGCAAUCAGAUGUCUUAAAACAGGGGCAGGAGAUGUAGCAUUCGUGGACCACACUGUUCUUCAGAGCAUUGAGGAGAAUGAGAGGGGAGACUACAAGUUGCUGUGUACGGACGGCCUGAGCGCUCCUCUGGAUGACUACAGGAGGUGUAACCUGGGCAGGGGGCCUGGAGGGGCAGUCGUCACGCGCAUGAACUACCGCAAGGUGGCCCGCAAAUUCCUCACAGCAUCAGUGAUGGCGUUUGGCUUGCGAGGAAGGGAGAAACACAGAUUCCAGCUGUUUGAUUCCACGCCAUUUGGCACCAGUGAUCUGCUGUUCAAGGACGUGACGGAGAAGCUUGCCAUCCUCCCCGAUGACAUGGACAUCAGUCAGGUGCUCGGCCUGGACUACGUGGCUCUUCUGAAAGGCCUCGGACACGAAGGUAGCUCUCUGGAGGACAGUGUGGUGCGCUGGUGCUGCAUCAGCCAUGCGGAACAGAAGAAGUGUGAGCGCUGGGCUCUGAGCAUCAAGUCCGACCCUCUGGUGUGUGUGAGGGCUGCCUCCAUGAGUGACUGCAUCGAGAAGAUCAAGAGAGAUGAAGUAGACGCUGUGUCCUUGGAUGCCACACACACCUUCAUUGCUGGGAAGUGUGGUCUUGUUCCCGUGGUGACCGAGUACUACGGGGAGAAAUGUGAGGAUCCAGGAUCAACCCAUUUUGAGACUGACGAGCUGCCCCCUGUGUGGGCCGUGGCCCUGGUGCGGCGCUCCAGCCGGAGUGUGAACCUGGGCAGCCUGGGGGGCCGGCGCUCCUGCCACGGACACAUGUACAGCCCCGCAGGCUGGCUGCUGCCCGUGCGCCAGCCCCUCAGCUACGAGCACAACUCCACCUCCACUUCCUGCCCCAACCCCAACCAAGCGUACUCCAAGGUCUUCUGGAAGGGCUGUCUUCCUGGCGCACGUGAUAAUAAUCUCUGCAAGGUCUGCAUGGGGGGUACAGGGGAGGCAGCCACUAAGCGCUGCGCCGACAACCACAAUGAACGCUACUACGGAAACAUGGGCACUCUGAGGUGUCUCGUAGGAGAUCCCACUGGAAAGAGUUAUGGUGAUGUGGCUUUUUUGGAGCACCACAACUUGGAGGAUAACAUCCUGCGGCUGAACUCCACUGGCUGGGCGGAGGGCUGGGUGCCCUGGGACUUUGAGCUGCUGUGUGAAGGGGGUGGCCGUGCGUCCCUCUCCGACUGGCAGAGCUGUAACUUGGGGGCAGUGCCACCCAACACCGUCAUGACCCGACCCGUACUCACCGCACGCAUCUAUGACUUCCUCAUGAAGUCUCAGGAAACUCUGGCAGCUCAUCCAAACUCAGAGUUUCAGCUGUUUGACUCUCUUGAGUAUGGCGAGAGUGAUUUGCUCUUCAAAGACGCCACACGCUGCCUGGUCCACACAAGUCACAAGGACUUCCAGACCAUCCUUGGAGAGGAGUUCUACAGACAUGCCGAAGAUGUCUUCAACUGCACACCUGCAGAUAUUUUGGAGUUCUGCAACCAGGAUGUUUGCAGUAUUUUUUAAUCAAGAUGGCGACAGAAUUAAGAGAGAAACCUCCUCCACCCUGUGGGUCCA